CGUUGCCAGGAGCACCAAAACGACAAGUGACAUAUUUUUGUGGCGAGAUCUGAUUGCUUGAUCAGGAAACUAAAACAUUACGGAAACCCCAUGAACAGACGGACAACAUUACUAUUUGUUCAUAAUAUCUCAUAAACGACUUAAAUGAGGUUAAAUGUAUGGAUUUUCAAUAUCUAUUACCAUGUCGUCAUAGUGACAGUUGGAAUGAAUGAAUAAGCUAUAUGUAUCGAUCUAUUUGUUGCACAGAGACAAUCUACGAGAACUCCAUAAUCCCCUUGGGAUUAAACAGGUUUAUUGGGCAAUUAUACCAUCUUCAGUGCGAAACGGAAUACUAGUAAGUAAAAAUCAGCAAUAUUGCAGUCCAGAAUUGGGAAUCCAGGGAUGCAAGGAAAACACAGACGUUAAAAAUACACAAAGGAUAGAGUUGUAGUAUCUAGGAUAUUGAUAGCACAACCCAUUAAAGGAUCAACAUUUUAUAUUGACAUGAAGUUGUAAGAACAAAGUAACCAUACUCUGGUCAUAUUUGCAUUAUAGAUCAACAAGGUGGAUCAUACUUAACUAUCGACAUUACAUAGGAUAUGAUCAAGGAAUCCUCUAAGUGAGAUUUAUUUUUCGAUGAAACUCCCGGGAUGAGACUAUAGGCCUACAUUAAAUAAUUUAUCAUAUUAGUAGUUGAUAAUCAUAAUCGGAAUAAGACAAUCAAAAUGAGCCACAAACCAAAUGGGACGAACGAAAAGAUACCAGCGUUGCAAUCGCGGCGGCAUUCUAUGAAUCCCUUGCCAAAUAAGGGAAAGCAGGGGCUUGUUACACGAAGAGAGAUGACGCUGCCACCUAUUCAGCCCGGCCAUAUGGCCGCAUCUGGUGGACGCAGGACUUCUACGUAUGGACACAAUAUGGGCAGGAGAGGUUCGCGAAUGCCUAAGAAACAAGAACCUAAAGUUGAAGAACCCAAGCCAUACGCGCCAUCUUUGAUCGGUAUCCUCGCUAGCAAACGAUUUGCGAAGCGUAUUGGAGCAAAGUUUGCCCAACGGCGUGCGGAAAGAGCUGCGGCGUUGGCUGCAAGAAAAAAGGAACCAACUUACAGACUUGAACCCAAAGAAAACUUUGAUUUUAAAGCAACGAAAGAAGUUGUGGAUGCGAUACUGCAAGAACGACUUGCAACUUAUAAAUACACACCAAAAUUGGCAGUCAUCAUGUCCAGAGUUUUAACCGAGGAAGUAAGGAAUGAGGUUAAGAAAUUAGGAUUUGAUCGAUACAAGAUUAUAGUACACGUGACAAUUGGCGAAAAUAAGGCCCAGGACAUGCGGAUAACUAGCAGGUGUGUUUGGGACCCGAGUGUUGACACAUUUGUGACCAGUAACUUUCAGAACAGCGAAGUAUUCUGCACGACCACUGUAUAUGCUGUAUAUUUCAGUUAAAGCAGGUUUUCGCACAUUGAUCAUCCCAGGGACAUCAUCAUGUACCAGGCAUUCUAUACCACUUUAUCAAAAUUCAGUAUCUCGGAGAUUCCCCACACAUGUUUUAAAAUCACACAAAGUGAGAUAUCUUUUCAUUUAUCGGACAGAUAAUGUUUUGCUUUACUAGACAUAUUUUCAUCUGCAGGGUUCUCACUAAGCUUUUAGACUUCAGAGCUCCACCGUUCUCUAAUGAGUCCAGACUCUCCCACCGUUGUCCGACAGCUCUACCGUAAUCGAAAGUGUUUCAGAAAAAAAUCCUGAGUCUAAUUUGACAUUCUUGUCACAUUAUUUGUGGUAAAACUCUUGAGAAUACUUAAAAAUAGAUACAAAGAAUAUAAACGUCUUUUUGAAAUGCGUAUUGUGAUCAAAUUACCAGAUACUCUUCAGUGUUUCCGAUAUAAUGCCUCAAAGUUUGAGAUGUCAAAGGUCAAACUUUGUAUAAGUUUAUAGUCAUACGCUUGAGGAUUUGUCCUGAUGACGCAAAAAAAUCCGGGGUCUAAAACUUUUUUCUGGUGAGAACCCUAAUUUUGUAUAACUAUCAGAGACAUAAGGUUGGUAUAAAAAUUGAUCCACUAGAACUGUUGAAUAGUUUAAUGGAACUUUCCUAUACAUAUAAAGAAGUUAUUCACCAGGAGGGAUUUGAUAUGGGGAAUAUCAAGAGGAUGCUGCGUUCCCUCAGGAAAUAUUGAUAUCAUCAGAGGGGUAUUUCUCCAGUCUGAUUCCUCAUAUCAUCCCGACAGGUGAUUAACGACCUUAUACCAUGGUCAAGAAAAAUGAAAAUUUUCGGGAA
Molecule: messenger RNA, 2247 nt
Organism: Owenia fusiformis
Lineage: Eukaryota; Metazoa; Annelida; Polychaeta; Sabellida; Oweniidae
Source: the annotation of a GenBank genome assembly